UUAUGUUAUCUACUCCACUUGCUUUACUCCUAAGAACUGUUAGAUUUGUGUCAGAGACUGAAAAAUGUCUUCUUUGGGUCCAUUACCAUCACCUCCUCUUCCUACAACCUCUUUCCUCACAAUACCCUCCAUAUUCUCCAAAUUCCCAUUAUACCCUCUUCCAUUCACUUCUUCUUCUUCUUGUUCCCGCGUGGUGUGUCAUGGUGGUUCCAAAGUACAACAUGUUGCCAGUGACCUCAAGUUCGUCUUGCACGAUGCUCUCGAUGCUUCUGGAAUCGACACCGUCCAUGCCAGAGAAGCCAGGGAGGAGUUCUGCUCACAAAUUCAGAGAUUUACUGAUAUUGACAAGCAAACUAGCAUUUGCAUUAACAGAUGUGUUGAUUUGGGGAGAACUGCUCUUUAUAUAGCUGCAGAGGAUGAUUCUCUUGUAUCACAUUCAUCAGUUCCACUUCCGGUUGAUGCUUUCAUUGGAAGAUUAGAUGAUCUUUCAAUGGAUUACUGUCCUCACUACAGGCCCGAAUAUGAUUCAUCCCCCGAGAAGUUCUUAGAGAGCAUAGAGAGAUUUCUAUAUGUUCACAAGGGUUUCAGUAGAUCCAAUGCAAAUCUGUCGGAGGCAAGAUCACUUUAUCUCAACUCGGUUUUGACUCACCGCACGGGAUCAGCAGCAAUGCUGUCACUUAUAUACUCAGAAAUUCUUAAAAUGCUUCGUUUGUGGGGCCUUUUGUGUUUUGAUGCUGAAAUAUUUUUCCCUCAUGAUGUUCAUACCCUUCCCAAAGGCUAUCACAAGCUGAAAAGUAAGGAGUCAGACCAAGCACACGUAAUGACUUCAGGAAACAUAUUAGUUGAGAUCUUAAAUAAUCUGAAGCAUGCAUUCUGGCCUUUUCAACAUGAUCAUACCAAAACUUUAUUCUUAAGGGCAGCACAUGCUGCUAACUGCGUUGAUGGAUCUGAUUUUGUUGGAGAAAGCGGCUCUCAUAUUGCAUCAGCUAAGGCUGCUCAACAUAGGCUGGAUCGUGGUGUUUGGACCAGCGUACGUUUUGGGGACAUGCGGCGUUCAUUGUCUGCAUGUGAGCGCCUUAUCCUCCUGAAAAAUGAUGCAAAUGAGUUAAGAGAUUACAGCGUUCUUCUCUAUCAUUGUGGAUUAUUUGAGCAGUCACUGCAGUACCUGAAGAAGUACCAAGAACUGAAGAACUCACUUACACAAGUGACAUCAUCAAACUCUCUUAGCAGCUUGGAAGAAGAUGUUGUGUAUAAACUAAUGACGCGUUUGAAUCUCAUCCUGAUGGAACAUGGGUGGAGUCAGCCAUCUUAUGCCAGAAAUUUUCUCAGUAAUUAUUCUGAACCAUGGUAGUUCCUCUUCCAUGUUGAUUGAUACAGCAGCAAAGAAGUUAGCUUGACAAUCCAUGGCAUCAAGUUUUGUUGUAUUUUCUGGACGCAAAGCUUGGGAUUUUGGAACACAUGCUGCUGUUGUUCCAAUACCUUUUUUUCUCUGGAAGUACACAUACAAACGUUGUUGCAACUGCUGAAGUGGACGAGAUUGUUCAAUAAAUUGAAAGACAUCACACAGGUUGAAUGAAAGCGUAACAACCAUAUACUAACGCAGGAGCAAAGAAAUUUCUCUAUGUAUUACUUGUGUUCCAGUAAUUAAAUAAUUCUGUACUGUUUACAUAUAUUUCCUCUGUAAAUUUAUGUAUAGUAUAAACCGGUUUUUCUCUUCCAAAGUAAUAUAGAUACAAACUA
Gastrolobium bilobum is the source of this 1740-nucleotide messenger RNA. RefSeq lists its product as uncharacterized. Lineage: Eukaryota; Viridiplantae; Streptophyta; Magnoliopsida; Fabales; Fabaceae. The transcript has 8 exons. The record is from RefSeq and is a predicted model, not a curated record. Bases 65 to 1351 code for a protein of 428 amino acids.